Messenger RNA from Scutellospora calospora, 120 nucleotides. The record is from the annotation of a GenBank genome assembly. NCBI's taxonomy places the organism in Eukaryota, Fungi, Glomeromycota, Glomeromycetes, Diversisporales, Gigasporaceae.
UCUAUGAUGGAAUACGCAACACAGUUAUAUUCAUUUGAGAUCCCGAAGAAAGUACUUAUGAUAGACGAAAAACAAAUAGAAGGAUUAACAAAUGAAGGAAUAAAAUCAUUUUUAUCGCUA